AUGCACAUGGUGCAGUUGGUAACACCCACUUCCCUUUGUACCUUCUUAGGCACAGAUGUGACUGAUAACCAGGAGGUGGCUAUAAAGUUGGAAUGCGUCAACGCGAAGCAUCCCCAGCUGUUGAUUGAGGCAAAGAUCUACCGAAUUCUCCAAGGCGGAUUUGGCAUUCCUACGUUGAAGUGGGUCGGGAAAGAAGGUGACUACAACGUACUGGUGAUGCAGCUACUGGGUCCGAGUUUAGAGGAUCUCUUCAACUUUUGUGGUCGUCGAUUCCGCCUCAAAACGGUCAUCCUCCUCGCUGAUCAGAUUCUCAUGCGUAUUGAGUACAUGCACAGUCGUAACUUCAUCCAUCGGGACAUUAAGCCGGAUAACUUCCUGAUGGGCCUGGGAAAACGCGGCAACGUAGUCUACUUCAUCGACUUCGGUCUGGCUAAGCGUUAUCGUGACCCACGCACGCACUUCCAUAUACCCUACCGCGAGAAUAAGAACCUCACCGGUACUGCUCGCUACGCCAGUAUCAACACUCAUCUUGGAAUCGGCACUGGGAGUCGGCGCUCACCACCACCGGUAUGCAAAGUGCGCGCAAUGAACGAGGCAUCGUCCGCACUCCUUCUUGUUCAACCACGAGAACAAAUUUAUGGGAAGUUUUUACCACGUGGUAAUCCUGGCGAUGGUGGCACCGCUAGUGGCUGCCAUUGCAACAACUUUUCUGUGAACCUACUUUGCGCCCCAGUAGCGGCGGUGGCGGCGGCAGUAGUAAAGGCGCUAAUGACGAUGAUGAUGCUGGCGAUACCGCUGCCGCCGCUGACAACCUCCGAUUGUGCAAAAGAUGACCGAACUGUAGCUGCAUUGGGUCAGUUCAAAUUCCUAAUCGGCCCAAUUUUUGGGUUUUAUGCAGAGCAAUCACGUCGGGACGAUCUGGAAUCACUGGGCUAUGUGCUGAUGUACUUUCUGCGUGGAAGUCUGCCCUGGCAGGGCUUAAAAUCCAUCAAUAAACGCCAGAAGUAUGAACGCAUCUGCGAAAAAAAGAUGGAGACUUCGAUUGAGGCCCUCUGCGAUGGCUAUCCUUCCGAGAUGGUGGAGUACCUCAGCUACUGUAGGAGCCUCCACUUCGAAGCGAGACCCGACUACUCCUAUCUACGUCGUCUACUUCGGAAUCUCUUUAAGAAGAACCAUUUUACACACGACAUUGUCUUCGACUGGAAUCUCCUCAAGAUAUCGGGUAACGAUACUGGCGCGAACGCAGCUUCCGUUGCCACUGGAAAUGGUAACGCUUGCCCUCCCGUCCAUGAAAGUGGUGCACAGCUCAAAGUCACGCCUGGAAACGGGCAUCAUCACGCAAAUCAGGAGGAAGAUAAGCCCGAUCAGCAACGCAAUCACAUACCACAACCACAAUUUGCACAACCGACGGCUGUGAACAUUCAGCCGCCUGUACAGCAGAUGCAGCUCAAUCCCCAUGCUCUGCAGCAGGCACAACAGCAACAACAACGCGGAUUAGUUGGCCAUCAGAGCCAGCAAAGUGGUGCCAGGACAGGUGCUGUUCUCUCUUACCUUUUAUCAAUGAAGACUACCACACCAUCUGCACAACCAGCUCCACCCACAUCACUUCCUGCAGUCGCUUGGAGUGCUAAUGAUUCUGCAGACGCUGAAGUCGCAAUGUGGCCCACAACCGCUGCCGCUUAUCCCGCUUACCCUGAUCGAGGUGGAGGCAGCUCUACUCCACUCAAUCUCUACGUUGUCUCUGACGCCAAUCCCGCGGCUGCUGUUGCUGCUGCUGCCGCCAUGGCCCACCAACAAGCACAACAAGCUCAGCAGCAGCAACAGCAGCAAGUCCACCAGCAACAUCUGGCUACGAUAGCAGCGCAGCAACAACAACGAGCAGAAUAUCAGCGGCAAUUGCGGUGGGUCGCCACCCACUUCAACCUCGUCGGUGUGCAGCCUCCACAGUCACGUCCGACGGUUGGGGCAGUUGGUGGAGCACCGACAGCAGCACCGGCAGUUGCAACCGGCGUGGGAGGAUCAAACGCACCCAAUGUAGCUGCUGCAGCUGCCGCAGCGGCUGCAGCAGCGGCAGCAGCAGCCUCUGCAGAUCCUACAGUCGGUCGUCCAGGCUGCCUGCAUUAG
Hydatigera taeniaeformis is the source of this 2124-nucleotide messenger RNA. NCBI's taxonomy places the organism in Eukaryota, Metazoa, Platyhelminthes, Cestoda, Cyclophyllidea, Taeniidae. The record is from the annotation of a GenBank genome assembly.